GAAGCGGGGCAGUGGCAGGGUUGGGUGAGGGCGGACGAAGCAGCCUGUGAUCUAGGCUGCAGCAACCACUGCUGCUCGGCACGCGGCCGCGCUCUGACCCUUCCUUUUUGGGCAGGCUCGCAGGCGCAAGCACGGUCGGCGUCCCACGGCCUCGAACUCCAGGGCCUCCCCUGGGCAGGCCGCGGAUCGCCCACCCCUGCCCCGAGUGUGUAUCCGCCGGGACCCAGCCGCCGCCUCGCGCGGGCGGCACAGGAGCGGCGGCGCCGAAGCCGCGCCCCAGGCUCGGAAGAACAACCCUGAGAGGCCGCCUCGUCCUCUGCAGCCGAGCGGCGGAUGUUCUUUUAAGGAGUUAUUGAAGACGAAGUUUUUUUGUUUUUGUUUUUUGCUUGUUUUUUAAUGGCUUUACAGAAUUUUAAAUCGAAUACAGUUUGACAUGACGGCAAAAAAUGUUGGUUUGCCUUCCACAAAUGCAGAACUAAGAGGAUUUAUAGAUCAGAAUCUCAGUCCAACAAAAGGUAACAUUUCAUUUGUUGCGUUUCCGGUUUCCAGCACCAACUCACCAACAAAGAUUUUACCAAAAACCUUAGGACCAAUAAAUGUGAAUGUUGGACCCCAAAUGAUUAUAAGCACACCACAGAGACUAACCAGUUCAGGAAGUGUUCUGAUUGGGAGUCCAUAUACCCCUGCACCAGCAAUGGUUACUCAGACACACAUAGCAGAAGCUACUGGCUGGGUCCCAGGUGAUAGAAAACGAGCUAGAGAAUUUAUAGAUUCUGAUUUUUCAGAAAGUAAACGAAGCAAAAAAGGAGAUAAAAAUGGAAAAGGCUUGAGACAUUUUUCCAUGAAAGUGUGUGAGAAAGUUCAGCGGAAAGGUACAACAUCAUAUAAUGAAGUGGCUGAUGAGCUGGUAUCAGAGUUCACCAAUUCAAAUAACCAUUUGGCAGCUGAUUCGCAGGCCUAUGACCAGAAGAAUAUUAGGAGAAGAGUUUAUGAUGCUUUAAAUGUGCUAAUGGCAAUGAACAUAAUUUCAAAGGAAAAAAAAGAAAUCAAGUGGAUUGGUCUGCCUACCAAUUCUGCUCAGGAAUGUCAAAAUCUUGAGAUCGAGAAGCAGAGGCGGAUAGAACGGAUAAAGCAGAAGCGGGCCCAGCUGCAAGAACUUCUCCUGCAGCAAAUCGCUUUCAAAAACCUGGUUCAGAGAAAUCGGCAAAAUGAACAGCAGAACCAGGGCCCUCCAGCUCUGAACUCCACCAUUCAGCUGCCAUUUAUAAUCAUCAAUACAAGCAGGAAAACAGUCAUAGAUUGCAGCAUCUCCAGUGACAAGUUUGAAUAUCUUUUUAAUUUUGACAACACCUUUGAGAUCCAUGAUGACAUAGAAGUACUGAAGCGGAUGGGAAUGUCCUUUGGCCUGGAGUCAGGCAAAUGCUCUCUAGAGGAUCUGAAACUUGCUAAAUCACUGGUGCCGAAGGCGUUAGAAGGUUAUAUCACAGAUAUCUCCACAGGACCUUCUUGGUUAAAUCAGGGACUACUUUUGAACUCUACCCAAUCAGUUUCAAAUUUAGACCUGACCACUGGUGCCACCUUGUCCCAAUCAAGCGUAAACCAAGGGUUGUGCUUGGAUGCUGAAGUGGCCUUAGCAACCGGGCAGUUCCUUGCCCCAAACAGUCAUCAGUCCAGCAGUGCGGCCUCUCACUGCUCUGAGUCCCGAGGCGAGACCCCCUGUUCCUUCAACGACGAAGACGAGGAAGAUGACGAGGAGGAUUCCUCCUCCCCAGAAUAAAGCCAGGAGGAAACCCA
Messenger RNA from Neofelis nebulosa (Clouded leopard), 1794 nucleotides. It is a transcript of the gene TFDP2, whose product is annotated as transcription factor Dp-2. NCBI's taxonomy places the organism in Eukaryota, Metazoa, Chordata, Mammalia, Carnivora, Felidae. Gene Ontology annotation, biological process: regulation of cell cycle; regulation of transcription by RNA polymerase II. The record is from RefSeq and is a predicted model, not a curated record. The transcript is spliced from 13 exons. The coding region runs from base 434 to 1777 and encodes 447 amino acids. Gene Ontology annotation, molecular function: DNA-binding transcription factor activity, RNA polymerase II-specific; RNA polymerase II transcription regulatory region sequence-specific DNA binding. Gene Ontology annotation, cellular component: transcription regulator complex; nucleus.